AUGCAUCGUCUGAGCAGCACGGUCGUGUGUGCCUGCACUGCGCGUUUGUACGGCCAGCAGGUUGCCCAUAGCGACGUACGUGCACCUAGCUCGGCUCUUUGCGACCUGUACUUUUGCGAAGAGUGCCAUGAGCUACGAUGCAACGACUGCGUGGCCUGGGAAACGAGCAGUUGCUAUUGCCCCCACUGCCUCUUUGAAGUGCCAGGCACCAGUGUGCGUACGCAGCACGCACGCUGUGGCCGCAACUGCUUUACGUGCCCGCUCUGCACGCAUGUCCUAUCGAUUGUAGGAUCUGAUCCGCCACGUACAGCCUCGCUCACCGCGCCGGAAGCGAGUCAGGGGGUGGAGCCGUUUUAUUUCUCGUGCACGUACUGCCGUUGGGACUCGAAGCGGUGGGGUCUCGUCGCCGACAAGCCGCAAAGUCUUGGCGCUACCUUGGAUGCAUGGGACGCAGCCCACUGGCCUGUGCGUGAGUUUGAGAACGUCAGUGAGCACAUGGCAAGUGUGUUGGAGAUGAAUCGGUGGUAUGCCCAACGCAAGACGGCGCAGCCCCCUUCGAUGCCCGAGCACGAAGCCUAUAUGCCUACCCUUUAUCAAUCGCUCGCCAAGCAUGCCGCACGCCAGGCUCGCGAGGCGGACGAGCUUCGUGCGGCGAGUCGAUCCACGACGCUCGCGCAGCGAUGGGCGAUGCCCAGUGAGCAGCCGUACGCCCCACGCGCUCUUCGUCCGCAGCGUGUUCGUCUGCGAAGCAAGCUGAGCAAGCGGUGUGCGGUAUGCCGGCAUAUCCUCGUCCGCCCUGAGCUGCGGACCAGCUCGGGCGCCUACAAAAUCAAACUGAUGGCGCACCAGUUCCUGCCGGCAUGCACGCUGGCAGCCAGUGCGCCGUCGCUGUAUACCCUGACCCUUGAGAACCCGCUAAUGGAUCCUAUGGACGUGACACUACGGUCAGAGGCUGAGUUAUCGGCCUACCAGGUUCAUGUGCCGGCCUAUGUCGACGUGUUAGAGUGGGACGACGAUACGCCGUCGUAUGCCGGCUGGGACGGCUUUGCAAGUGGCGUCCGUGUGCAUCGGCACCAAGCGUCGCUGAGCAUGCGCCUUCCUGAUCCGCCUCCCGCGCGCUGA
This is a messenger RNA of Malassezia pachydermatis, 1122 nucleotides long. Its product is annotated as dynactin p62. The transcript is spliced from 2 exons. Gene Ontology annotation, cellular component: dynactin complex. NCBI's taxonomy places the organism in Eukaryota, Fungi, Basidiomycota, Malasseziomycetes, Malasseziales, Malasseziaceae. The coding region runs from base 1 to 1122 and encodes 373 amino acids. The record is from RefSeq and is a predicted model, not a curated record.